Paramecium octaurelia is the source of this 820-nucleotide messenger RNA. The record is from the annotation of a GenBank genome assembly. Lineage: Eukaryota; Ciliophora; Oligohymenophorea; Peniculida; Parameciidae.
AUGAAUUCCUCCUCAAUCCAAACUGAAAUAGGUAGGUACACAGACAUCAAUCACAUAUUCGAGACUGUCCAGAAGAGAGGCUAUCUCACACAAUUGACUACAUUUUUGGAGGAAGUCUUUACAAACGAAAUCAACUUUGCAUCCUAAAGUAAAAUCACAUUUGCAUCAUUCCAAUAGGACUCAAAGAAGUAAUCAGCUCCAUGCAAAGACAAGGAUAAAAGGUCGAAUACUCAAUCCAAUUAAAUCGAAAUAUACAAAUUUUUAAGAGCAAUUUUGAUUUAAUUUUAACUGCUACAUCGAACAAUGUCUGGAAUCAAAUAGUUAAUUCGAUGAAUCUGAUCUCCGAUGAAACAUUUCAACUCGCCAACAACAAAUCCGAUAUCAUCUCCCCAGUUUCCAGAAAAAUCGAAAGACAAUCAGAACCUGAUCUUAAAAAAAUGACUAUGAGUCAAUCCUAUGUGAGCAGAUCUCCAAGCAAAAUUUCAACUAUCAAACAACAGUAAACUAUUCCCUUGAGCGAAAUGUCCAUACAAAUGAGAGGAUCGCCAACCACCUUCAACAAAGCCAAAAGACAAUUAGACAAUAGUUUAACUACAAGUUCUCCAGGAGUAGGCAGGUAUCGAACCGAAGUGGCUGAAAAACGUAUACUCUUACCUUUAAACUUCUAGAUAUCAGAGAGACCUCACCCAAUGCUACCAUAGGAAAAUCAGCAAAAAUUAGUUGGAUUGAUGAAAAACUGUAAAAAGAAGAUGCUCAAUCCCCAGGACCCAUAUAUAAUCCAGUAAAAACAUUCUGUUCUAAACGUGUUAAAUGAUUGAUU